Fraxinus pennsylvanica is the source of this 702-nucleotide messenger RNA. The record is from the annotation of a GenBank genome assembly. NCBI's taxonomy places the organism in Eukaryota, Viridiplantae, Streptophyta, Magnoliopsida, Lamiales, Oleaceae.
AUGAAUGAUAAUAAUAAUAUAGAUUCAUUCGAUGAGAGUUGCUGGCGUGACUUUGAUUACAGGAGUCUCUUGAACGAAGUCCCAACCAUUGAUCUUCACUGGAAUCCUGAAUUGCAGCCCCAAUGUGGCACAAGUGUGGGAAUCGAUGUCUCGGGUUGUGGAGGGGCAUCACAGGUAGGCGAAGAUGCUAUGAAAGAAUGUCCAAGAAAGAGGGGGCGGAAUGAUGCAUUCAGUGCAGUGGGAAGUAAAGCCUGCCGUGAGAAAAUGAGGAGAGAAAAAUUGAAUGACAGGUUCUCAGAAUUGUGCUCUUUGUUGGAACCUGAUAGACCUGUGAAAACUGACAAAUUGGCUAUACUUGGUGAUGCCAUCAGAGUUCUAAAUGAGCUGAAGUCUGAAUCUCAGGAAUACGAAGAGAUGAACGAAAAGCUUUUGGAAGAGAUCAAAACGUUGAAGGUAGAGAAGAAUGAACUUCGUGAAGAGAAACUUGUUCUUAAGUCGGAUAAAGAAAGGAUUGAGCAGCAGUUGAAAGCUACGACUGUUUCGCCUUCUGGGUUUGUGCCAGCUCAUCCACCAGUAUAUCAGGCUGGAGCGAACAAGAUAGCAAUGUUUCCUGGCUACAAUUUUGUUCCAAUGUGGCAGUAUCAUCCUCCAUCUACCGAUGAUACAUCUCAAGAUCAUAAGAACAUUGGUCGUGCUGCUUGA